AUGUCGAGGAGGCUUACGAAAAGGUAUUUGACCCCGGCGGAUGCUUACAAAUGUCCACUGUCAGCAGAAACACAAGCGAUUGCCGAAAAGGAGCUGAGAGAAACGGAAAAUUCAAGGUCACAAGCCUUAGAGGCUUUAAGAAAGUGGUUGGAACAGAAUCCAAAAUUCUUGUCCAUACGAUUAGACGCCAAUUUCCUUCUGCGUUUCCUCCGUACAAAGAAAUUCAGCGUUCCAAUGGCUCAAGAGGCUAUUGAACGUUAUGUACUCCUUCGUCAGUCAUGGGGGAUAGCUUUUAAUCAAUUGGACUACACCCUGCCUGUCAUUUCUGAAAUCAUCGAUUUAGGAUAUAUUUUUGCAAGUCCAUUCAAAGACAAACUUGGACGAAGAGUUGUGAUAUACAGACCAGGCGUUUUCGAUCCAUACAAAUUCACCAAUCAAGACAUGUGUCGGGUAAUGGGUAUUUGCUACGAGACGCUCAUGGAAGACGAGGAGACCCAGGUGCGAGGAUUAGUGCAUUACGCAGACGGCGGCGGUGUUAGUUUCCCACACCUUACACUCUUCACUCCGAGAGAAGCUGUUAGGAUAGUAAAAAAUGGAGAGCGCACGAUUCCACUAAGGCACAAGGAAAUCUAUGGCGCUAAUGUUCAUCCGACUAUCAAAUUUGCUUUGGACUUUGGUAUGGCUCUCAUAUCUGAGAAGAUCAGAAAGCGCGUCAAGUUAUACACAUCCAUAGAAGACGUAGAAAUAGAUAAACAACUUUUGCCUCAGGAGUAUGGUGGUACGAUGCCAAUGAAGACAAUGAUUGAAAAAUGGAAAGUGGAAAUGGCAAGUAAGAGGGAAACGUUACUGAUGAACGACAAGAUGGCUGUUCGCCUAGAAAUGUAUAGCGAAGCAGCGCGAGAGGGCGCUGUGUCCGCAUUAAGAGCUGGUGGCACUUGUGCUGCUACAGAUUCUGUUGGAGACGCGAUGAGAGGUUUAACAGGAAACUUCAGGAAACUUGAAGUCGAUUAA
Molecule: messenger RNA, 1011 nt
Organism: Danaus chrysippus (African queen)
Lineage: Eukaryota; Metazoa; Arthropoda; Insecta; Lepidoptera; Nymphalidae
Source: the annotation of a GenBank genome assembly